UUCUUUUUUGGCUCGGACAGUCAUUAGAGAAUAGUUGUGUUUCAUUUCGCUCUUAGCCGCGGCGUUUUUAUACAACUUUUGUUAAUAUUUUUUUUAUAUUUUUUUUUUAUAUAAAAAAAAUUGUUUGUGGCCAACAAAAUGUAUGAUACUAAAGAAAACUUUGAGUACGUUGUUGAACUACCUAAAAUACCAGAUGUUGCCUUUGGCACUACAAAAGAGCGAAGGGAUACGCUCUGGCCCUACGAGCCGAGAGGAAGCGUUACAUCUCAUUGGUCACUUCUGUCUUUUAGCAGUUUAAACAAAGAGUGUCCCUCAAAGUUAGGCUGUUCGCCGCUUGUCAGUCAAACCCCUCGUUUUUCCACACUUAGGGAGGACGAUAGGCCGGCUGUUGGCCAAUACCUCACAGAAGGUGGCAAACCCAUAAAGCAGUGUAAAAAACCCUUUAAUGUUGGAGCUGCUUUAAGGAAAGAGCCAACAUUUCUGACACCUGCCCCAACCACUUAUCCAUAUCACAUAAAAGUACCUGAUCGUCUCAAGUAUUGUCUCGCUUUCGGCACACGUCGUGUAAUUUGGCCAGCAACUCCGAUUUUUUGCAGCGCUAGAAACUAUAUGAAAUGCUUUCGUUGUCAGGAACAACCUGAAGGUGAUUACUAUCACAAUUUCAAGUCGCAAUUGGAUAUAUGUAGACGCUGUUUGAAUAAGGAAGUGAAGGAGUUGCGUCACUGCAAGACUGAUGACUACAAGCGCAAGCUGACCUUAAGCGAGUGGAGUGAGUUCAAGCUGGUGCGGCAUUGCAGCUUCUAUCAUUUGCAUAAGAGCGGCAAUAUGAAGUCAACGCUAAUGACAAAAAGCGAUUUGCGUAAGAAAAUCAAUAUAGAGAACUAUUUAUAUCAAUAUUAUCCGGUGUGGGAUAAACGAUACGUAUGAGAUUAUUGGCUGUUGAUGUGAGAAUAACGCGAGCGUCAAUAGAACACUCGCUUACCUUUGGAAUAUUUUCGUAUGUGUGUAUGUGUUAAGGUCUGAAAAGUUUGGUAUGCCAUAAAUUACAAAAUUAAAAAAAAACAUUAAGAAAACCAAAAAUA
Molecule: messenger RNA, 1082 nt
Organism: Bactrocera tryoni
Lineage: Eukaryota; Metazoa; Arthropoda; Insecta; Diptera; Tephritidae
Exons: 4
Coding region: 139-927 (262 amino acids)
Biological process (GO): regulation of cell projection organization
Cellular component (GO): ciliary basal body
Molecular function (GO): cytoskeletal protein binding
Source: RefSeq, a predicted model, not a curated record